Messenger RNA from Peronospora matthiolae, 237 nucleotides. The record is from the annotation of a GenBank genome assembly. Lineage: Eukaryota; Oomycota; Peronosporomycetes; Peronosporales; Peronosporaceae.
AUGUGCGCAUAUCCAGCCGCGCGCAAAUACAGUGUACGCUGGCUUGGGUCUCCGCCCGAGCAGGAUACUUGGGAUUCGCGUUCCUCGAUAUUGCGCGAGAUUACAGAUGUCUUUCGUUACUAUGAGUCUUUGGGGUCGGGUCAUCCCGGUGUGAUUGCAGGUGUAAAUUAUCUCGCGGUGAAAGAGAACGGUGAAGCAAUUUGCGAGGUCAAGAAUGAGAAGAAUACCGUGUUUUAG